AUGGCGUCGACAGUGGUCGGGGACACCUGUGACAGCCUUUUUGGGCCUGUAGUCAGUCAUCAUGCUUGUCGUGGAGGAUUUGACUUUACAGUUCUAUUCGAAGCAUGGAUAUUCAACAUUACUCCAGCAGCCUGCUUUCUCUUGCUAUUGCCCAUUCGUCUGUUCCAGCUGUCCAGAGAAUCUUUGAAAGUAAAAUCAUCACCGACUCAUUUGGCGACGCUGGCAAUCGCGACGGCAUUGGCAGCAAUACAAAUUGUUCUACUUGUAUUUAGUGCGACAGCACACUACCCUGCACAGUAUGUGUCACUUGCGGGUGAUACCCUCAGCCUUAUAGUGGCUGUUUCGAUAAUUGUUCUGCUUCAUUUCGAGCACACCCGGGCUGUUCGACCCUCCUUCCUUGUCUCUACAUAUCUGUUUAUUACGGGACUUCUAGACAUUGCACGAGUACGUACCGCCUGGCUGUUACCAUAUGGUAGAGCAUACCCGGCCUGCCUCACCGCAUCUCUGGUGAUCAAGUUGAUCCUCCUAGUGCUGGCGAAUGUUGAAAAACGCAAAUGGUUGCUGCUGGCCGAAAAGACUCAGUCUACUGAGAGCACAAGCGGGAUCUUUAAUCGGAGCUUAUUUGCCUGGCUUAAUGAAUUGCUGAGGAAAGGACACACCUUGCUGCUCACUGGCGAUACGCUACCCAACAUCCACGAGAAGUUAUUGUCUAGUAAUUUAUCUGAUCAAUUUUCAAAGUCAUGGGCAGAGUGUGACCAGAGUCGUCAACAUGCAUUACUACUAGCUAUCCUUAAUUGCCUGCGCUGGGAUAUUGCUGCUAUCGUUCUUCCUCGACUCGCCCUAAUAGGGUUUAGUAUAGCGCAGCCGUUUUUAGUCGGCAAGACUGUCACAUUCCUCGAUCAGACUGACUCUCCGGUGAAUAUUGGCUAUGGGUUAAUAGGAGCCACUGCGAUUGUCUUUAUCGGGGUUGCUGUUAGUACGGCAGCUUAUGAGCACCUAGGAUUUCGUGCCACGACUAUGGUCCGUGGUGGUCUUAUGGCUCUUGUUUAUGAACACAUGAUGGAACUGCCACUAGGGAGCACUGAUGAGUCUAGUGCCAUGUCCCUUAUGGGCGCUGACGUUGAAAUGCUUGCAGAGUACUUCCACUCUACAGUGUGCGAAUCCUGGGCUAGUAUUGUGCAACUGGGACUGGCCGCUUGGAUCCUUGAGACUCAGAUCGGUGUCGUCUGCAUCACACCCAUCGUGAUUGUAAUAGUUUUUACCGCUGCUUCUUUUAUCAUGGGCAAUGCUGUGUCCCUUCGCCAGAAGACAUGGCUACAAGCUACCGAGAAGCGCAUCAAUUUCACUAGCCACGUCCUAGGCUCAAUAAAAAACGUGAAAUUUCUAGGACUAACAGAGUUUAUAAAGGGCUGCAUUGAAGCCUUGAGGAUCGAGGAGCUUGAGAUCUCUAAGAGAUUCCGCCGAAUCCAAACCGUCCGUGUCUGCAUGUUAAACCUCCCAGAUACUGUUGCGCAGUUUGCCACCUUCGCGACCUAUGCUAUAGUUGCGAAGGUGAAAGGGUCUGAUGGUCUUUCUGCCUCACAAGCUACCACGGCCCUUUCACUGAUAAAUAUGCUGAUGAUGCCUCUCAUUCAUCUAUUGUUGGCAGUUCCAGACACAUUCGCAUCAAUAGCAUGUCUGUAUCGAGUCCAGGAAUUCUUGAGACGUCCAAAUAUUGUCGAGAGAAGAAAAUUGCUCAAAUCAGAAAUAGAUACUCCUGCAUCUCCCACCAAUUCAUCUGAAUUCGAACUGUCCAACUUUUCUUUGCUCGGGGCUAGAGGGAUUUCCUCAGAGAACAAAUCUGAAUCCGACCUGCUGGUCUCCCUGCAAAAUGUCCGGUUUGGCUGGAAAAGCUCUCCGUCGGAUAGUCCCGGUAUCACACUCGAUCUGAGUCCCUCGCCCUUGGGUACUCUAGUUGCAAUUGUCGGUCCCGUGGGAAGCGGAAAGUCUACGUUCCUCAAAGGCCUCGCAAAUGAGACAUCCGUUCUCGAUGGCGAAGCCUUUAUCAAGUACCCAGACCUGGCCUUCUGUGAGCAAACUCCAUGGCUAACCAAUACAACGAUCCGGGAGAACAUCAUUGGGGAGAAUGCAUCCGCCGCGUUUGACUUUAAUUGGUAUUCGACUGUGGUGAGCGCAUGUGCGCUGGAUUCUGAUCUCAAGGAUAUGCCAGCGGGUGAUAAUACGUCUGUGGGUAGCAAAGGCUCUAAACUUAGUGGAGGGCAAAAGCAAAGAAUUGCCAUAGCGCGAGCUGUCUAUGCUCGCAAGCGGAUUGCGUGCUUCGAUGAUACCUUGAGUGCUCUCGAUAAUGCCACUGCUCGACUGGUGUUUAACAAUGUCUUUGGCCCGUCCGGACUGCUGCGUCGACUGGGCUGCACCGUAUUCCUCGCGACUCACAAUGUUCAAUACCUACCCCAGACUGACUUUAUAGUCGCACUCGGAGAGAAUGGCAAUGUUUUAGAACAGGGCAGCUUCUCUCAGCUUUGUCACGCCGGGGGAUAUGUUGACCGGCUAGGUAUCAAAUCAGGACAAAUCGAGAAAGAGGAGAUGCAGAAUGACAAUACCACCGGGCUUCCAGAGGCUCAUGAAGUCAUAACAAGCGGCAUAUCCACCCCGGAUUCUAUUGAUGAGCGCCGACAGACGACUGAUAUUGCAGUUUACAAGUACUAUUUCUCUGCAAUGGGCUGGCUCCGAGUUUGCGUUUUCUCCUUCUUGCUGUUAGUAAAUGGUGGUAUUGGUGGACUCCGCAAUGCUUGGAUUGGGAUGUGGUCUUCCAGCCCUGACAGCGCUUCAAACUCGAGAUUGGGUUACUGGCUUGGACUGUAUGGGGGAUUAUCCUUCAUCGAAGGUGCCUCAAUGGCUCUUGGUGUAUACUGGACCUGGGUCGUGAUUGUACCGACCGCAUCGAAAAAUGUCCAUGCUACCGUGCUGCAAACUUCCAUGAGUGCCCCUUUGUCCUUCCUAUCUCACAUAGACACGGGCUCUCUCAUCACGCGUUUUAGCCAAGACAUGAGGCUAGUGGAUAUGGUCCUCCCUCGAGGUUUCAUCACCACAGGAUUCCAAAUUGGUGGGGCUCUUGCACAAGCCGCGAUUGCCAUAGCUGCAUUGCCCUAUCUGGCUGCAACCCUGCCAUUUGUAGUUGGGAUGUUAGUGCUUGUCCAACGCUUUUACCUGCGUACAUCUCGCCAGUUACGGCUGCUAGAGAUCGAGCUCAAAAGCCCCCUUUACACUCAUUUCAUUGAAUCCCUCGCUGGUAUCGUUACCAUCCGUGCCUUUUCAUGGACAACCGCUUCCACGUCCAGAAUGCUAGAAUUACUUGAUAGGUCCCAAAGGCCCUUCUAUCUCCUGCUGUGCAUUCAGCAAUGGCUUGGCCUGGUGCUAAAACUCAUGGUGACUGGUAUGACGGUAAUUCUCGUCGGGGCUGCUGUAGCUCUGCGCGGAAAAGUCAGUCCGGGUCUGUUGGGUAUUGCACUGAUUGGAAUGAUGGAGCUGGGGAAUGUACUCUCAGAUUUGGUUCAGAACUGGACCCUCCUGGAAACCUCUUUGGGUGCGAUUGCCAGGAUCAAGGAGUUCUCAGAAGAUACCCCAACUGAGGAACAAGAUGCAGCUUAUGAGCAGUUGCCAGAUACAGAAUGGCCAAGUAGGGGUGAUAUCUCAUUCGUUGGCGCAGACAUCGCAUAUGAGUCCGAGAACGUAGAGCCCGUGUUGCACAGCAUUUCUUUGGAUAUUCGUGCUGGGGAGAAAGUCGGGCUUUGCGGUAGAACUGGAAGUGGCAAGACCACCCUUGCUCUAUCACUACUCCGUCUUAACGAGGUGGUUUCUGGCCAGAUUAUUAUUGAUGGAAUCGACAUAUCGACGGUUCCUCGGCCAUUGAUUCGGCAUCGGAUCAGUUCUCUCAGUCAAGAAGGCUUCCUUUUCCCAGGUACAAUUCGGCAAAACAUCGAUCCUUUAGGCACUGCCACCGAUAUCGAUAUCAUUGAAGCUCUCAAAUGUGUCGAGAUCUGGAAUGCUCUUGUAUCUGCAACGAAGAGCGACAACAGCGAAGCGCUACUAGAUGAAAUACUGACCGACAUGACUUUGUCUGAAGGCCAAAAACAGCUAUUUUGUCUAGCAAGGGUGCUUCUCAAGAAGAGCAAUAUUUUGAUACUAGAUGAGCCGACAAGCAGCCUGGAUGCAGAGACAGAUGCCAAGGUCCAAAAAUUGCUUCGCCAGGAUUUCCAGAACUGCACUAUCAUUAUGGUUGCGCAUAGAGUCCAUACCAUGCUCGACUUUGACCGAGUUGUUGUUCUGGAUAGUGGUCGAAUCAUAGAACAGGGACAUCCCUCAGAAUUGCUGGCGAACAAAGAAGGCGUGUUCUCAAGCCUGCGCCAUCUGGAGCAGUCUGCAGGAAACAAACAGGAGCUCUGA
Molecule: messenger RNA, 4443 nt
Organism: Penicillium vulpinum
Lineage: Eukaryota; Fungi; Ascomycota; Eurotiomycetes; Eurotiales; Aspergillaceae
Exons: 16
Coding region: 1-4443 (1480 amino acids)
Biological process (GO): transmembrane transport
Cellular component (GO): membrane
Molecular function (GO): ABC-type transporter activity; ATP hydrolysis activity; ATP binding
Source: RefSeq, a predicted model, not a curated record